AUGUCCUUCUUACGAAAUUUCUUCGGCACCACCGCCAUCCCAGCAAAAGACGAAAAGAAGCCUAUCCGGGCACUCCCCGCAUCCUGGUACACAUCCCAAGAGAUGUACGAACUCGAACGCCGAUCCAUCUUCUCCCGAAAAUGGCUCCUCACCACACACAAGCACCGCAUCCCCAACGCAGGCGACUGCGUCCACUACGACGCCGCAGGCUACGAGUUCCUCGUCGCCAAAGAUGACAACGGAGCCAUCAACGCCUUCCACAGCAACGACCUCUUCCCUGCACACGUACACAUCGACACAAACGGUUUCAUCUGGGUGAACCUCGACGCCAGCGAGACACCCGAAGUAGCAUGGAAAGACGACUUCGACGGUGCCGACGAGCAGCCCCGGUUCCAGCACUAUAACUUCGAAGACUAUGUCUUUGACCAUACGUGGGAUCAGGAGGGCGAGUUUAACUGGAAGAUUCUCGCGGAUAACUAUAACGAGUGCUAUCAUUGUCAAGUUGCGCAUCCGGAUAUUCCUACCAUCGCCGAUCUGAACUCCUAUUAUGUUCGGACGAAGGAUGGGCAUAUCCAGCACUAUGGGGCUCAGCGGGAUGAUCAGAUUGAGAAGGGAUUCCGCAUUGCAACGACGUAUUUCUGGCCGAAUGCUUCGUUUAAUAUCUCGUGGGUGGAUAUACGGUUCUUGGGUAUGAGCUCAUUGCUGAUGGUUAUAUCUUCUAGUCCUAAUUUCUUCUUUAUGCAACGCUUCACGCCAACGAGCCCGACGCAAUGUGUGAUGCGCUAUGAGGUCUACCGUCAUAAGCAUGCCACUGAUGAAGCUUUCAAUCUUAUUAGUGAUAUGUAUAAGCGUAUCAUGUCGGAAGAUAAGUAUCUGUGCGUGCAUGCGCAGAAGAAUCUCAAUGCCGGUGUGUUUGUUAAUGGUCAGCUUCAUCCGGAGAUGGAGAAGGGUCCGCUUCAUUUCCAGAAGACGGUGCGGGAGGUUGUUAUGGAGCAUUUUGCGAAAGAGGAGGUUGUUGGGCAUCAGAUUUGGCCGGCGAAGCAUGCUUCAAAGGAGAGUGUUGCUCGGGAGGAAGAUGAUGUUGCCUUUGGCGGGGAGUACAGCGUCCAGGUUGAUGCGUUCAAGGAUUCUAUGGGCUCUGGGCUUUCGACUGUCUCGACGAUUGCUGUUUAA
Messenger RNA from Penicillium paradoxum, 1173 nucleotides. Its product is annotated as RHO alpha subunit C-terminal catalytic domain-containing protein. The transcript has a single exon. The coding region runs from base 1 to 1173 and encodes 390 amino acids. Lineage: Eukaryota; Fungi; Ascomycota; Eurotiomycetes; Eurotiales; Aspergillaceae. The record is from RefSeq and is a predicted model, not a curated record. Gene Ontology annotation, molecular function: iron ion binding; 2 iron, 2 sulfur cluster binding.